AUGGCAGCGAAGCAGACAGAGUCUGUCACCAUCAUUAGCCUUCGGGAGUUGAAUCUGGGGACCUCAGAGCCACAGCCAAAUGAGUCAAAGACAUUCACCGUGGAAGAUGCCGUGGAGACCAUCGGAUUCGGACGUUUCCAUGUUGCCCUGUUUCUGAUCAUGGGCAGCACGGGGGUUGCUGAGGCCAUGGAGAUCAUGUUAAUAGCCGUUGUGUCUCCAGUCAUCCGCUGUGAAUGGCAGCUGGAGAAUUGGCAGGUGGCGUUGGUAACCACGAUGGUGUUUUUUGGCUACAUGGUAUUCAGCAUCCUCUUUGGCCUCUUGGCUGACAGAUAUGGCCGCUGGAAGAUUUUGCUUAUCUCGUUCCUGUGGGGAGCUUACUUCUCCUUGUUGACCUCAUUCUCUCCUUCGUACAUCUGGUUUGUCUUCCUGCGGACCAUGGUGGGCUGUGGCGUGUCUGGCCAUGCACAAGGGCUGAUCAUAAAGACUGAAUUUUUACCUACAAAAUAUCGAGGCUAUAUGCUCCCCUUGUCUCAGGUUUUCUGGCUAGCCGGCUCCCUGCUCAUCAUUGGCCUGGCCUCCGUGGUCAUCCCCACCAUCGGGUGGCGCUGGCUCAUCCGCGUUGCCUCCAUCCCUGGCAUCAUCCUCAUCAUGGCCUUCAAGUUUAUUCCUGAAUCUGCUCGGUUCAAUGUCUCCACUGGGAACACUCAGGCUGCCCUGGCUACGCUGGAGCGCAUCGCCAAGAUGAACCGCUCAGUCAUGCCGGAAGGGAAGCUGGUGGAGCCCAUCCUGGAGAAAAGAGGAAGAUUUGCAGACCUAUUGGAUGCUAAAUAUUUACGGACCACGUUACAGAUCUGGGUCAUAUGGCUGGGCAUCUCCUUUGCCUACUACGGGGUCAUCCUGGCCAGUGCCGAGCUGCUGGAGCGGGACCUGGUCUGCGGCUCGCGGCCAGAGUCUGAGGUGGUGAUGACUGUGGGGGUCUCCGGGGAGAGCCAGGGCCCCUGCCACUGCCACAUGUUUGCCCCCUCCGACUACCAGACCAUGAUUAUCAGCACUGUGGGCGAAAUUGCUCUGAAUCCUUUAAAUAUCCUGGGCAUUAAUUUCCUGGGAAGACGGCUGAGUCUUUCUAUUACCAUGGGAUGUACAGCUUUAUUCUUCCUUCUUCUCAAUAUUUGCACUUCAAGUGCCGGCCUCAUUGGCUUCCUCUUCAUGCUGAGGGCUUUGGUGGCGGCCAACUUCAACACCAUCUACAUUUAUACUGCUGAGGUCUAUCCCACGACGAUGCGUGCUUUGGGGAUGGGGACCAGUGGCUCCCUGUGUCGCAUUGGUGCCAUGGUGGCACCAUUCAUAGCCCAGGUUCUCAUGAGUGCAUCAUUCCUGGGGGCCCUGUGUCUUUUCUCAUCUGUCUGUGUUGUGUGUGCCAUUUCUGCAUUUACUCUCCCCAUUGAAACCAAAGGACGGGCCCUACAGCAAAUUAAAUGAAGACCUGCAAACCUAUGUCUUCCAAAGGAGAAAAAUGUAUUUUUAUCUUCACAAAGAUCAGUGGCACAUUAAAAAACACCUGGUUUAAUUUCAGUAUGCUACUUCAUAGUUAAGAAAUUAUGUAUUUUUGAAAAAUAAGACACAUGAGAACGAAGUAGGUUAGCUGUAUAUACAGUCUCUCAGGGAAGAGAUCAAUAGAGAACUUUUAUAAAACAUACAUUAAGGUUGGCAAGGUGGAUCUAGGAGAGAUGGGUAGGGGAAAGGUGGCUUUCCUUCCUUGGCAUCAAGUCUGUUCAUGUUUAAGUAAUAUCAGACAAAACAUAUACUUGAUAUUCUCCCAUAAGGUUUAUAGCAAAAGCUGGACUGAAAUUUUGUAGCUAAGACAUGAAUUUGUGGUGGUAUCAUUAAGCCUUUCAAUACAAAUAGAAGUCAUCAAAUUCACAAUUAAAAUUAGAGUACUUGAAUUAUGACCUGCAUACUUUAUAAUGAAAAUUGCUUAUUCAUAAAAUAAUAUGCUUAAACUCACUGCAGUCUUGUAUAUAAUAACCAAAGGAGCUGGGAAUAAACUAAUUUUUCC
Molecule: messenger RNA, 2056 nt
Organism: Hippopotamus amphibius kiboko
Lineage: Eukaryota; Metazoa; Chordata; Mammalia; Artiodactyla; Hippopotamidae
Gene: SVOPL
Product: SVOP like
Exons: 15
Coding region: 1-1479 (492 amino acids)
Biological process (GO): transmembrane transport
Cellular component (GO): membrane
Molecular function (GO): transmembrane transporter activity
Source: RefSeq, a predicted model, not a curated record